UCCGCUCAGAUACAGAGCAACAGCGAGAGCAGAAAACCCAAAGAAAUCGAACAAGCAGCAAGCAGCAGCAGCAGAAGAAAUCCCCGACGACUCUAGGGUCUCCGGGCAAUCGAUCGGGCCCUCGAUCGGCGAAAUGAAGCGCAGGAGCCGGAAGGGCUGACCCCGCCGAGCUACCACCCGACGAUCCCGAGGGAGGCCGGCCCGGCCGCCCGCGCCGCCCACCAGCGGCGUCGCCUCGCUCCCCUCCCGGCACCUCCGUGGGCCACCGGCCUCGCGCGGCCGCGGCUCGGGGGGGCCGACCUCGCCGACGUUGGUCGUGUCGACAUUGCCUUCGCUUUUGGGGGUUUGUGAUCGGGCCGGAUGGCGGGGGCGGCGUCGUCGUCGUCGUCGCACAAUGUCGAGUUGGAGGCGGCGAAGUUCCUGCAGAAGCUCAUUCAAGAAUCCAAGGACGAGCCUGCGAAGCUGGCUACGAAACUCUACGUGAUAUUGCAACACAUGAAAUCGAGCGGGAAAGAACACUCGAUGCCGUAUCAAGUGAUAUCAAGGGCUAUGGAGACUGUUAUUAAUCAACAUGGUCUCGAUAUUGAGGCCUUGAAGUCCUCGCGCCUUCCUUUAUCAGGGGGAAGUCAAACAGGAGAAUCCGUCGCACCUACACAUGCUGGAUCUUCGCAGGCAAGCCUCCCUACCACAGCUGGCCUGGCUGAAAAUGAGAUGUCUAAGAGCGAUCCAUUUUCUUCAAAUAGGCAACCAGUUGGUCCAAAUGUUGGACCCGUUUAUUUUCAAGAACCUGCAGCGCAUAGAAGUGGUCAUUCACUUGAAAAUGAAGGUCUACCUAGUUUUGACCCAAGGUCUGCUGGUUUACAGUCGCAAGAAAGGCAUGAUCAAGCAAAUUGGGGAAGACAGCUGGAGGGUAGAAAGCUCGAUACUAAGCGAAAAAGAGGAGACUCAUCAGGAGCUGAAUCAAAUGCUGAGAAUUUCCAGAAAGUUGAUUCCUCUAAUUCUUUGGUCCAUCAGAGGAAGGGAAAAGUGAACAAGGUUGAACCACUGGGGAGUUCAAUAGUUGGAGUUUCAAGAUCCAGGCUGGAAGAUCAAAUGCAGGCUGGUGGUUCUUCACACGGGGGUCAUGGUUUUUCUCAUAAGAUGCAUGGUGAAAGAAGCAUGGAAGUCCUUCCUGUUGCAUGUUCUACCGAGAUUGAACAGAGCAUGAACAAAAGUGCCUCCCAGUUCAUAUCCUCUGCUAGAAGGGACGAUGUUUCUACUGCUCUUGGCUCUGGAAAUCUCUUGGAACAUGAUAGAGGAAAGUCAAGUGUUCUAGACCUUGCAAGGAGGAACAUUCAGGAUUCUGGGCAGAAUAGUGUCUCUGAAGUGAUGUUGCCUACAAGUUCGACUUUCAAAGAGACAGGAAAACGCCUUGCUGUCCCUGGCAUGCUGUUUAAGGAGCAACAGUUAAAACAACUCAGAGCUCAGUGCCUCGUUUUUUUAGCCUUCAGGAAUGGUAUGGCGCCAAAGCCUUUGCACCUCGACAUAGCUCUUGGAAAUAUGCAUCAGAAAGAAGGUGGCUCUAUGGAUGGAAAUCGGUCUGAGCUAGUUGCUUCUAAAGAAGUUGCACAAUCGUCUAAUGAGCCCUCCAAAGUUCCUAAUCUGGCAAAUCCACUUGGUAGACUGAAUAAGGUUGGUGAAGCUGAGAGAAACUACCCGGCUUCAGCAGCUGGAAAUCUAUUGGGUUCCCAUUUUUCGAAAGAAGCCAACCAGCAAAAGCUGGUGGAGAUUAGUGGCAAAUCAUCUUUAGACCAUAACACUCAUGAAAAAGAAAGGAGACGCCUUAUAGCUAAUAGAAAUCUGGAGCCUGAGAUGCCAAAUCAAACUGACUCACAGUAUCGUUGCGAUACCCACCAGCCAAUAGUGUCAAGUGCGAUGGAGUUGGGAGUUAGUGGUCAGGGCGAAAAUGUCGAGAAGGAUAGAAGAGCUUUUAUCGAUGAACAUCACAAUGUAAUUCUGAUGGAUGAUGCAAAUGGGAUGCCAAGAAAUGUAUCUCGUGAAGUGUCAGCAGUGGGAGCAGAAGAGGAGGAAGAAGAUAACUCGCCCUCUUCUGGGCUGCCACCUCCAAAGUACACCAUGUUGGAGAAAUGGAUUAUGCAUCAGCAGAGAAUAAAAUUCUCCGAUGAGCAGAACUGGUCUCAAAAGCGGCAGAAAGCUCGGCAAAGAAUUGCCACGUCCUUCGACAGGUUAAAGAAAUCUGUGAGCUCUUCUGAGGAUUUGUCCACAAAAACCAAAAGCGUCAUUGAAUUGAAAAAACUGCAGCUAUUGGCACUUCAACAUCGUCUGCGGAGUGAUUUUGUGAAUGAUUUCUUUAAACCAGUAGUGGCUGAAAUGGAUUACUUGCGAUUAUUCAAGAAACCUAAGCAUGGUCGCAGGACAAGACAGAUAGAAAGAUAUGAACAGAAAAUGAAGGAAGAACGUCAAAAGAGAAUUCGUGAGCGGCAGAAGGAGUUCUUUAACGAUCUGGAAGUUCACAAAGAACGACUCGAUGAUGUGUUUAAGAUUAAGAGAGAACGGUUGAAGGGUUUUAACAAGUAUGUGAAGGAAUUUCACAAAAGGAAAGAACGAAUACAUCGUGAGAAGAAUGACAGAAUCCAGCGUGAAAAGCUGACUCUACUUAAGAUUAAUGAUGUCGAGGGAUACCUGCGCAUGGUACAGGAUACGAAAUCAGAUCGUGUUAAGCAGUUGCUCAAAGAAACUGAGAAGUAUCUUCAGAAGCUUGGUUCCAAGCUACAUGAGGCAAAGGCAGUGGCAAAACGCUGUGACAAUGAUAUUGAUGAAGAAGAAUCUUUAAAUGUAUUGGACAAGAGUGAAUCUGCUUUUGAGAAUGAAGAUGAUUGUGACCAGGCAAAGCACUACAAAGAGAGCAAUGAAAAAUACUACAUGAUGGCGCACAGCAUAAAAGAGAGCAUAGCAGAGCAGCCAGCAACUCUAAAAGGAGGAAAGUUGAGGGAGUACCAAUUAAAUGGUCUAAGAUGGUUGGUCUCUUUGUACAACAAUCAUUUGAAUGGAAUUCUUGCUGAUGAAAUGGGCCUUGGUAAAACUGUUCAGGUUAUUUCCUUAAUUUGUUAUCUGAUGGAAACAAAAAAUGACCGAGGGCCUUUUCUAGUUGUUGUACCUUCUUCGGUUUUACCCGGUUGGGAGUCUGAAAUCAAUUUCUGGGCCCCUGGCGUGCAUAAAAUAGUCUAUGCUGGGCCUCCGGAAGAAAGACGUAGGUUAUUCAAGGAAAAAAUUGUUCAUCAGAAGUUCAAUGUCCUUCUGACAACGUAUGAGUAUCUUAUGAACAAGCAUGACAGACCAAAAUUAUGCAAAAUACACUGGCGCUACAUUAUAAUUGAUGAAGGUCACAGAAUUAAGAAUGCUUCUUGCAAGUUGAAUGCUGAUUUGAAACACUAUCAGAGCUCCCACAGAUUGCUUUUGACUGGGACACCCUUACAGAACAACCUUGAGGAGCUGUGGGCACUACUUAACUUCUUAUUGCCAAAUAUUUUCAACUCAUCAGAGGAUUUUUCUCAGUGGUUCAACAAACCAUUUGAGAGCAAUGGUGAUAAUUCACAAGAUGAAGCGCUGUUGUCUGAGGAGGAGAAUCUUUUGAUUAUCAACCGGCUUCACCAAGUUCUUCGACCAUUUGUGCUUCGAAGACUGAAACACAAGGUUGAAAAUCAGCUACCGGAGAAGAUUGAAAGGCUAAUAAGAUGCGAAGCCUCUGCAUAUCAAAAGCUGCUGAUGAAGAGAGUGGAAGAUAAUCUAGGGUCUCUGGGAAAUUUUAAGUCACGGGCAGUGCAGAACUCUGUAAUUGAGCUUAGGAAUAUAUGCAAUCAUCCUUAUCUCAGCCAGCUUCAUGCAGAUGAGGUUGAUAGUUUAAUCCCCAAGCAUUAUCUGCCUCCAAUCAUCAGACUCUGCGGGAAGCUUGAGAUGUUAGAUCGGUUGCUGCCGAAACUGAAAGCUACGGAUCAUCGUGUUCUGUUCUUUUCCACAAUGACGAGGUUGCUUGAUGUAAUGGAGGAAUAUCUCCUCGCUAAACAGUAUCGCUAUCUUCGUUUGGAUGGGCACACCUCCGGGAGCGACCGUGGUCGUCUUAUUGAUUCAUUCAAUGAGCCUAAUUCGCCCUAUUUUAUAUUUUUACUGAGCAUUCGUGCUGGUGGUGUUGGAGUAAACCUUCAGGCAGCUGAUACUGUAAUCAUAUUUGACACUGAUUGGAAUCCACAGGUCGAUCUCCAAGCACAGGCUAGAGCUCAUAGGAUUGGCCAGAAAAAGGAUGUACUGGUUAUUCGAUUUGAAACGGUUCAAACUGUAGAAGAACAAGUCAGAAGAUCAGCAGAGCACAAGCUUGGAGUUGCCAAUCAGAGUAUUACUGCUGGCUUUUUUGAUAAUGACACCAGUCCAGAGGAUCGAAGAGAAUACCUAGAGUCUCUCCUUAGAGAGUGCAAGAAAGAGGAAGCUGCUCCUGUACUGGAUGACGAUGGUCUAAAUUACAUUUUAGCCCGCAGCGAGUCAGAGAUUGAUGUGUUCGAGUCAAUUGACAAACAAAGGCACGAAGAGGAGAUGGCCACAUGGGCAAAAUUGGUACAUGGACGGGAGAAAGAUGAUUCGAAACCUCUACCUCCAUUGCCUCCUCGCCUAGUGACUGAUAACGACUUGAAAGAAUUUUAUGAAGCAAUGAAGGUGUACGAAGUGUCAAACAGUGGGAUGACGUCAACAAAUGGUGCCAAGCGGAAACCUGGGUAUGCAGGCAGCCUUGAUACUGAACAUUAUGGACGGGGCAAGCGUGCAAGAGAGGUGCGGUCAUACGAAGAGCAAAUGACUGAAGAGGAAUUCGAAAAAAUGUGUCAAGUCGAAUCUCCUGAUUCACCUAAGUUGAAGGAUGAAGAGGUAAAAACAAACUUACCUAUAGAGCCCAAAGUGCAGGCCCUUGUUACGCAGCCUACUGCUCCACUUCCUCUGCCUGCAUCAUCUCCCUCUAUACAGCCAGCACCCGUGAGCAUAAAGAACGAGGUAACACCUCCAGCUAAACGAGGACGAGGAAGACCAAAAAGAGUGGCUGCAACUACAUCUCCGACGAUACCUGUUGUUAUAGCCCCUACUGAAUCUGUUAAACUUCAUGGAGACUCACAAGGAGUUCUUUCUAGCCACCCAGCUUCCUCCAGUCUUGAGCAAUCUCAGGUAUCAACUCCUUUGAAAACUGAUGUUGUGGUCGUGCCUCAUUCUGCUGGCGGAUUCACACCUACAUCCCAGGCAAGUCCUUUUCCUCCUACUGUUGGUCCUCAAACUACCCCUGGAAGUCAUUCUGUUCCGCCAGAGGCAAAAGAACCCGGACGGAAGGCUCUAAGUCGAGCAGAAGCACCAAGAGGCCGGGGACGGAAAAGGGCUGUUGCGGUUCACGCAACUCCAGAUCACUUUCCUAGUCUGGAUGCAACAACAAAGGAGCAAUUUCAGAGUAAAUCUGCUGAUUCAACGAUGAUUAAGACCAUUGCUCCAAGUGAAGGCGCUUCCGUUUCUCCUGCAACCCAAGGUCCUCAAUCUACUUCUGCAGCAUUAGUUGGAGUAGAUUUGAGUGGAACUUCGAUUUUUGUUGUAGGAAGUGCUUCGAACUCCAUGCAGCUGUCAGGCCCUUCACCUCUUUCUUCUACUGUUGUAGGUUCUCCAUUGACAAGUUCAAGCCCUUCCAUGGUUUUGGAGAUUAGAGGGCAUACUCAAAAAAGUCAAAGUGGUGGCGAAGCACCAAGGCGUGGGCGAAGGAGAAAGACUCCCAUAUCUCAUACUUUAUCUGAUGUCCCUAUUGGUCAGGAUGUGAAAUUGAAUUCAAAAGCAGACCAAACGGGCAUAUUAAGUGUUAAUGAGAUGAAUAAGCAAGAGGUCUUUAGUUUUGAAAUCAGUAAUGUUGGGACUGCAAGGGCUGGUGAGCUCUGUACACUCACAGGUGGAUCUGUUCUGGACAGGGAGAAUUUAGACUCUGUUCAAAGCAAACAGUCAGUGGGCUCAUCGACUGCUCAAGGUGGUGGCAAUGAUGUCUCAAGUUCCUCGGGUCAAAUUCAAAGUGCUGCUUCAGCUGAUGUGGCAUCUGCAUCUUCAAAAAGUGGUGGGCCACCAGGAAGUGAGGGUGGAGGUCCAUUGCCUUUACCUGCACUAACAAGUACUCUUUCGGAAGGAGCACAUGUGGCUUUGUCAACAUCUAAGCCUGCGCUGUCCGUUAGCCUUGAUUGUUCUACACUUUCAGAAAGUAGCAGUAGAGCUGUGCACUCCCAGGACCCAAAGAAUGCUCAUAGCUCUGUUACAGCCUCAACUUCCCCACCUGGGUCUGCGCAAGGUACAAGGCAAACUCGUAAAAACCAGGGCAGGGCUGAGACACCAAGACGGAGGGGCAGGAAGCCGGCUUCUGUUUCAACUCAGGUUCCAGAUGUCUUAUCAGGUAAACAAGAUAUUGAUGGUCAGCAGCUGAUAGAUGUUACCAAGGAUCCAAAGUUCACCUGCCAAACUGAUUCUCCUUCUAAAUUCAAAUCACCUGCCACCUCAACAGGAGGCCAGGACACUUCCUCCAGACCUCAGAGCCUCAAUUUUGGACAAAAGAACAAUGCUGAUGUCCGUUAUGUUGCUUCUAUGAUGAAGGAAAUUUUGUCUGAAAACCGUUUGUCUAAAACUAAAAUUGGUGAACGGUUGCAAAGUCCAGGUGAUGCUUCUGUCGAGGUGAACAAAGAGCUGAGUGUAAUGAACACAAGUUUUUCAGGUAGAUCAAUUGUUGAAAUGGAUACUCCUGGGGUUGAUCUUCAAACUCAGAGUAAUCAGCAUGAGCGAGAAGGUAGUGGAGUGGUAGAAGAGAAAAAGUUGCCAAUUGUUUCAAAACUUGUAGUCUGUGCCCUUGAAAGUAAGGUAGCCACUGGCUCUCUAGGCACCUCUGUCAAGGGGCAAGUUACUUCUGAAAGUUUGGAUGAAAUGCCUGCUGUUCCUCCUGGUUUUGAGAAAUUUGACAUUACAGCUGGCAAAAUGAAGAUUGGUGGACAAAGUGAAGUUGUGAGCGCACUUCCAUCAGUUGCAAGUGAGAUUUUCGCUGAGGUGGCUGCAAACCGAACUUCUGAAUAUGUGAAAGAGUCAGCUAUUUCAUCAAAAAAUGUGACCACAGAUAGUGACAAGAACUCUUUGAAGAGAGAGGAUUCUGUUUCAAAUGAGGCACAUGAUUCAAGCUCUUGUAUCCGUGAAUCUCCAUCCCUCACCGCUGUUGGCUCAGCUGAAACAGGUACUAAUUUAACACUACCUGAUGGAGAGUGUUUCAUGAAGGAUGUUGCCACAGAAGUUAUACAAGCAGAUUCAAAUCUUGGAGAAGAAGACAAUGUUAGACAAUGUUCUUCUGACGAUGAGAAUAAAGUCAAAUCCUUUGAGAAAGCUCCUGCAGAUGCAGUAGAAUCAACUGAAAAUCUUUGUCAGAGACAAGCUGCUUGCACUUCGGACACUGAGAAUAAAUUCAAGUCCAUUGAGAAAGCUCCUGCAGAUGCUAUAGAAUCGACUGAAAAUCUUUCUCAGAGACGAUCUGCUUCGGUUAAGGAUCACGCAUCCUGCAUGGAGGUGCCUAUGGCAUCUUUAGGCAAAGCAAAGCUGACGGUGACUGGCAUGAAUAGAUUUGGCUCUGAAGCAGAUAUCUCUUGUAGGGACUCUGGGAAGUCUUCUUUUCUUGGUGUUGCCAGUUCUAUGGGUCCCACAUCAGAGACAAUAAUUAACAAUGAUUCUGGUGGUUGUGAAGUAGAGACAGCAAGCCUUGAGAGUCAAGGCCAUUCUGCUGUGCCUGAUCCUACUACCUUACAGGACAGCGUUGCUGAACAAAAAACUGAGCCUCCAUCAGAGGAGCACUUGAAUCCACCCCAUGGCGGCAACCUUGAUGGCUUCGGAAGAUCAACAAAAGUCGAUGCUGUCGGUGAUUAUCAUGAAGUGGCUAAACCUUUGCUUUCAGAGCAUUCAGUUCAUUUGGUGCCCCCUGGAAAUUAUUUGGUUGGUGAUGACCAGAUAAAUGAUUCCCAGGCCGUUCGGGCUAGCUCAGAAAAUAUCUCAGAAGACAGUGCUCUCCCAUCACUCCCCUUGAUGACAGAGGAAGGACAGAGCAUCAGUGCAUUUGAAAUAGGUCCUCUUGGAGGCUCUGAAGCAACCCGGGACAAAGAGACUGCUGUUUGUGAUUCUGUCCCUCAGGUUAGCGAAACUGUCUCAGAAAGCAUGCCAAAGAACAUGGAUCUGAUGCUAGGUUCGGUGAUGAAUGAAGAUAAAACUGAAGCCCCCCCAGACAAUGUUCCGAUGACCGGUGGAGUUGCUCCACUGGAAGCUAAAGCUGACGAACCUCAGACUUCUGACAAAAUGGAAGUUUCUGAGAAUGGUGAUGGGGUGUUAGGUAAUUUAUCAAGAAAUGCAGAUUUACCUUUAACAACUAAUGGAGAAAAUACAGAAAGCUCAAUCCCCAUGGAUACUGACAUUAGAAGCUCAGUUGUGAACAUAGAAAGAGAAGGUGAGAACAAUGGUGCUGUGGAUAGAACCGACGUGCCUACAGUCGAUGGGGCUUUGCCAACAUGUAUAUCGGAAGAAAUACAUCCCUCUGCAAAUAUCUGUUCAGGUGAAGGACCUAUAGGAGGCUCAAAUGUCAUGUCUUCGGCUGAUGUUGUUGAAACACUGGGUGGAGAAAAACUUGAAGCUGAGGUGGAUGCUUCUCUGGUUUUAGGGAAUGGUUCAGAGAAUCAAUUUGGAGAUGCGUGUCUGCCUUCAUCUUCCAUGGUAAUACAUGAAGGACAAAGUGACAAUUCACCGGUCAAGCGUCCUGUUGAGAGUUCAGCAUCAUUCAAGAAUUUACAAGGGCAUAUCAAGGAAAUCAAUGAUGGGGAAAUUGCUUCACAAGGGACUCAGAUUGUGCAUGAACGUGCAUCAAGAAGCAUGGAAUCUUCUCAAGUAAAUCAGCUUGAGGCCAGAGUGGUAUCUGAAAGACACGUUUCUUCCCCAGUGACAAACAUUGAGUUGUCUGAGAUGAAACCAGGAGUACAUGAAACUGAUAUUGGUGAUAACAAGGAUACUUCUCAGAUUGCUGAGGUUCUUCCUGAAGAUGCUUCUGACAGAAAUGAACCAUCACCAAUGCAAAGGACAAGUAUAGAAAAAAUUCGGGAUGACUAUGAGGAGAAAGCAGAUGAGAUUUGUGAGGGAGAAAGUGACAAUUCACCGGUUAAGUGUCCUGUUGAGAGUUCAGCAUCUUUUGAGAAAGUACAAGGGCAUGUCGAGGAAAUCAAUGAUGGGGAAAAUGCUUCACAAGGGAGUGAAAUUGUGCCUGACCUAGCAUCAAGAAGCAUGGAAUCUUCUCAAGUAAGUCAGCUUGAGCCCAGAGUGGUAUCUGAAAGGCUCGUUUUUUCCCCGGUGACAAACAUCGAGUUGGCUGAGAUGAAACCAGGAGGACAUGAAACUGAUAUUGGUGAUGGCAAGGAUACUUCUCAGAUUGCUGAGGUUCUUCCUGAAGAUGCUUCCGACAGAAAUGAACCAUUACCAAUGCAAAGGACAAGUGUAGAAAAAAUUCGGGAUGACUAUGAGGAGAAGGCAGAUGAGAUUUGUGAUGGGAUAGAUGCUACUCUUGUUGAUGAUAAUGUACCUGUAAACCUACCAGAAAGGAUGGACUACUCUCAGGAAGAAUUGGUUGAGGACUCCUCCGAGAAGAGAGCUGACGAGCAUGAAAUUGUUGAUGGGACAGAUCCUUCUCAGCUUGGGGUUGUGCCUGAUAAUGAAUCUAACAUGGAUCCUACUGGGGUUGUUGAGACUGAACAUACAUCUGAAAGAAUUGAGCCUUUAUCUUCACAAAUGAUAGGCACAGAAACAGUUCAGGACUCCUUUGAGCAGAAACCAGGAGGACAUGGUACUUCAACUUGUGAUGGAACAGAUAAUUCUCUGGUGGACGCAGUUAUGCAUGAAGAUAUUGGAAAGCAUGGAUCCUCCUCAGGUAGUUGAGCUUGAGAACGCAUCUGACAGUGAACCUUUAUCUUUUCAAUCGACAGAAGAAGAAACUGUUCAG
Syzygium oleosum is the source of this 10057-nucleotide messenger RNA. Its product is annotated as chromatin structure-remodeling complex protein SYD. NCBI's taxonomy places the organism in Eukaryota, Viridiplantae, Streptophyta, Magnoliopsida, Myrtales, Myrtaceae. The record is from RefSeq and is a predicted model, not a curated record. Gene Ontology annotation, cellular component: nucleus. Gene Ontology annotation, biological process: positive regulation of transcription by RNA polymerase II. Gene Ontology annotation, molecular function: ATP binding; DNA binding; histone binding.